Molecule: messenger RNA, 1242 nt
Organism: Leptosia nina
Lineage: Eukaryota; Metazoa; Arthropoda; Insecta; Lepidoptera; Pieridae
Source: the annotation of a GenBank genome assembly
AUGAACGGGUCGCUGGAGUGCGACACGGACCUGGAGGUGUCCGGCAGCGACAAGCUGUUCCGCUUCGUUGUGCACGGCGUGCUGCUCAACGCGAUUGGGGCAGGUGGCCUGCUUGGAAACGCGCUCGCAGUGCUCGUGCUUUCGCGCCCGCAGAUGCGCUCCUCUGUCAACUGCCUUCUGGUGGGCCUCGCCGCCUGCGACACGCUACUUAUCCUCACCUCCAUGCUGCUCUUCGGCCUGACCGCCCUCUACCCCUAUACGGGGGCUCUACGUUACUACUACUACCACGUGUGUCCUCACAUCACGCCCUAUGCCUAUCCGCUCGCAAACGUGGCCCAGACCAUGUCGGUAUACCUCACGCUCAUAGUGACCAUCGAACGCUGGGUGGCCGUGUGCCACCCUUUUCGGGCGAAAGCCCUCUGCACCUCAUCCCGCGCCAGGUGGUAUGUGGUCGGCACGGCGGUGUUCGCCCUUAUAUACAACGCGCCCAAGUUCUUCGAGGCCGAAUUGGUGGCAGUGGGCGACCCGCAAGCUGGCGAGGUGAUUUACUGCGUCCAAGCCAACAUGAACUUCCGGACGGAGACCUACGUCGCUGUCUACAUCCACUGGAUGUAUCUGGUCGUGAUGUACAUAGUGCCGUUCACUGCUCUGGCGGUGUUGAACGCGUGCAUCGUACGCCAGGUGCGGCGCGCGCAGCGGGAGCGGGCUCGGCUGUCGCGGGUGCAGCGCCGGGAACUCAGCUUGGCCAGUAUGCUGGUGGCGGUAGUACUCGUAUUCUUUCUGUGCAAUCUGCUCCCGCUGCUCACGAACGCGUUCGAGGUGUUCCUGGGCGACGCGUUCGACAACCUCGACCCGCUUGUGAAGACGAGCAACCUCCUUGUCACGAUCAACAGCAGCGUAAACUUUGUCAUAUACGUCAUCUUCGGCGAGAAGUUCAAGCGAAUAUUUCUGAAACUGUUCUGCGCGCGGCGUACUCGUCGCGGUCGCGAUUCGCCCGAGCACACGCGCGACGAUUCGUUCGCGUCUUGCGGCGAGCGUGUGUCGUUGCGACUAGUGCGAAACGGCACGCUGAGAAAAGCGCGCGGAGGACGAUCGCGGAGGGCCGCUUCGCCCGCACCGACCGUCUACUACCCAGCACCCCCCGCCCUUCCAGCCCCUCCACAGACACCUUCCACCGAAGUGUCUGUGACGUCGCUGGAGACACCCUCGCGCUGGAAUGGCACAUCACGCCUACACUUCUGA